Messenger RNA from Thamnophis sirtalis, 730 nucleotides. The record is from RefSeq and is a predicted model, not a curated record. NCBI's taxonomy places the organism in Eukaryota, Metazoa, Chordata, Lepidosauria, Squamata, Natricidae.
GCGGCAGCGCCAGAAUACUCUCCGCAGAGAGGUACCAGGAACCAUGCCUUGCUGGAGGCCGCUGGACCAAGCCACGUGGCGAUCAACGCCAUCUCGGCCAACAUGGAAUCCUGCAGCAGCCGCACGGCCGCCCUUAAGAAGCAGCCCAGCCACAUGGAGGCUGCCCAUUUUGGAGACUUGGGACGCUCCUGCCUGGAUUACCAAGCUCAAGAAACCAAGUCCAGCCUCUCCAAGACCCUGAGUCAAGUCCUACGCGACUCUGUGGCGCUCCCGUACUUCACCCAGUACAUGGAGCUCCACCGCAUGGAACACUUGGUCCGAUUCUGGCUGGAAGCCGAGACUUUCCGCUCCGCCAUCUGGGCCCGCAUCAGAGCACACAGCUUGAACACGGUGAAGCACAGUUCUCUGGCCGAGCCAGUGUCCCCUGGCCCGCGGCAGCAGCGAGACCCUCCAGGGUUCCCCCCCUUCGCCGAGUCGCUCAACGGAGGACUGGAUGACCGGUGCCCCGCCGAACCCUCUUUGGCACAUUUGAACCGGUCAGCUUUGACUCUUCGGAACCAUUUGCUGCUUGGCCAAGGCAGUGACAAACCCCGCUUGGGGUUGACUCCGUCAGAAGGCGAGGACUGUCCUUUUCCGGGGGACCCUCAAGAUGCUUCUGUGAUCUCAGCGUCCAGUCGAAACAGCCCUUCCUUUGCACUAAAGGACUUGUCAGGAAAACUCAUGAAAAGUA